UGAUCCAGAAUACAUAAACACACACCUUUGGAUUCCAAGUAUCCCUGCCACCUUUGAACACAGAUAGAUAGGGUUAUUACUUCCUGCCUUCCAGGCUUCAAUGUGCAUCCUGGAUUGUGAUUCAGUUCGUCUCUAUCCUGCAUAGCAACAUUAAUUGAACAGAUUUAGUUCAUUGGCGCUCUGAAAAACAGGCUCUUUACAUUUCUUGUGUGGAGAAACCAAACGUCCAGCAAUGAGGGUGCUCUGUUGCUGCACUGCUUUGCUGCUGCUCAUUUUUAUUCCCAGAGCCUGUGAAGGAGGCAACAUCUUAGUGUUUCCUUCAGAAGGCAGCCACUGGAUGAAGGUGUUCUGCUGCUGUACUGCUUUCCUGCUGCUUGUCCUUAUUCCCACAGCCUGUGAAGGAGGCAACAUCUUAGUCUUUCCCUCUGAAGGCAGCCACUGGGUAAACAUGGACAUUCUACUAAAAGCUUUUCACUCUAGAGGACACAACAUCACUGUUUUACGUCCCAACAACAGCUGGUACAUAAAAGAUGACUCAUCCUAUAAUACCAUUACAGUUCCAGUGGAGAACAUCGUGGAUCAGAAGUUCAUCACAAGAAUUGUGUCUGAGGCCAUACAAUUUGAACGAGGGGCUCUCCCCUUGACGAGUUUUCUUCAAAUGAGUGGAGGGAUGAUCAGCUUAAUUGUUGAUGUUCAUAAAGGUGUAGCUAAUUUUGUAUCUGCAAUACUAGAUGACAAUGACUUGAUAAGAAAACUGAAAGACAGCAAGUUUGACCUGUUACUCGCUGACCCCUGCUGGGGUGGUGGAGUCAUUCUGGCCAAAUAUUUGAACCUUCCUUUGGUUUAUAAUGUUCGCUGGUUAUUAGGUACAGAGGCUCAUCUUUCCAUAGCUCCGUCACCAUUAUCUUACAUUCCUGUGACUGGAACUGGGAAUACUGUCGAGAUGACCUUUUUUCAGAGAGUUACAAACAUGGUUUUACACAUCAUAACUCAAACACAGAACAGCCUGGCAUUUAAACUAGUAUACCAGAAAACAGCUGACAAAUAUCUUGGGCCUGGUUAUGAUUUCAAUGAGUUAAUGAUCGAUGCAGACAUUUGGCUGAUGAGAGUGGACUUUGUGUUUGAGUACCCACGCCCUACAAUGCCUAAUGUUGUUUAUAUCGGAGGGUUCCAGUGCAAACCUGCUAAACCUCUGCCUCAGCACUUGGAGGACUUUGUGCAGAGUUCUGGAGAGCAUGGCUUCAUCCUCAUGUCUUUGGGGACUUUUGUGACUGAACUUCCUGCUGACAUGGCAAAUGAGAUCGCUGCAGCUUUUGCUAAACUACCACAGAAAGUGAUCUGGAAGUAUAAAGGUGACAGACCAGCCACUCUGGGUAAUAACACUUUACUGGUGGACUGGAUGCCACAGAAUGACCUUUUAGGACAUCCAAAAAUAAAACUGUUUGUGGCACAUGGAGGAACAAACGGAGUCCAGGAAGCUAUUUAUCAUGGAGUCCCAGUUGUGGGCAUAUCCUUUUUUUUUGAUCAGUAUGACAACCUGCUACGUCUGAAAGACAGAGGAGGAGCUAAGAUACUUACAUUAACUACAGUGGACAAAGACAACAACUUCCUGAAGGCCAUAAAGGAAGUCCUGAAUGAUCCCUCCUACAGGGCGAACAUGCAGAGACUUUCCAGGCUACACAGAGAUAAGCCAGUAAAGCCACUGGAUAACGCCCUCUUCUGGAUAGAGUUUGUCAUGAGGCACAAAGGAGCAGCUCACCUGAAAGCAGAGUCCUACAGAAUGCCCUGGUAUUCCUACCACUCUGUAGAUGUAGUUUUGUUCCUGGCUGGAGCUAUGCUGCUUGUGCUUUUAACUACUUUCUACCUUAUUAGGUGUGUAUACACUGGAAUGUGUAAAUAUAAAGUGAAACGUGAGUGACAACGUGAGGUAUUCUAGUGGGAUCGUGGGCUGAGCUUGACUUCCUGGUUUGCCUGAACUAAUGCUAUGUUCAGUUUUUUGUAAUUGAUCAUUAACCAUAAUAAUGAUAUAAAAUGCAGCUGCAUCUUUCUUUUUUGCUUCUUCUGCAACUUAUUCUAACCUCAGCUCAACAGUAUCGCAAUAACAAGUUGUAUUUGUCAGUUUCGGAGAGGCUAAUUUUCUCUCAUCACUCAAUGAGUGAAGACAAGAAGGAUUAAUCCAUACUGUAAGGCACCAUUUUGUCUUAAGCUGAAUAAAGCCAGAACAAAAAUGAUAUUAGUGCAAUUUAAAUUCCAUUUCAUAUGCAUUUAUGAGUUAAACCAAAAAUUCCCCCAAACAAAGUUCCACAUAUCAUAGGGAUCACUGUAAAUAAACUGCUCACCUCUGGGAAUUUAAAAUAUCUCCUGAGUUUGAUUACCUACUGCUUUCUUUGAUGCUUGAGCAAAACUACUUUAAACCCUCUUAAAGGAUAACGUGGAGAGAUUUACAAGGCUACAAGAUAAGACUACAUGAAAGUCACUGGAUAGCUCCCUCUUCUGGAUAUAGUUUUACCUGAAAGCAGAGUCCUAACAUACCCUGGUAUUCUUACCACUCUGUAGAUGUCGUUUUGUUUCUAGUGGGAACCAUGCUGCUUUUGCUUUUAACUGUUGUUUAUCUUGUAAGGUGAUGAAACACUGCAUUAUGCACAUAUAAAAUGAAAUAUGAGUAAUGAGAAAGUAAGGAUUUUCUUAAUGCAGACUUUUGCUGCAUUUUUUUUUUUUUUUUUUUUUUUUUGCUGUAUGCAAUUUUAUAUCAUCAUUUCAUUUUCUUAUGAUAUUUCAGCAAAUGUAAUAGAUUUUGUGUUAGUGAUAAGCACAACAAAUAAAACACUUGAAAUUAAUUCAUGAAUAAACCACAAAAUUGAGCUUUUUUCAUGCAAACUCACGAAAGGAAGCCAGUGCACUCACCUGCCAUCGUCUGUUACUGCUGUUUGGCUUACUGAAUCAAAUCCAUUGUACAGAUAAAAAUAGUUUAGGUAAUAACAUUUGAUCAAUUAAAAAACAGGUUCAUGGGUUUUUUUUAUACAGCUGUUGGUUGUGUUUUGUUAUAGGAAGGACCUAAAGGUUUAUUUUAUGUGUAAUAAAUACAUUUAAGUCAGACUCACUGUAGUCAAAAGAACAUUUCCCACUGCAGUAAUUAAUAUGAAGUGGUGUGGUUCUGUUGUGCUCUGACCUACCUGCCCCUCCAUGUAGAAACAUGGAAAGCCUGAGGCAGGGAGAUGGAACAGGUAUCAACAACAGAUGUGACACUGAUCAAGUUAGAAGGCAUGAAAAGAAACAGCUGGGGAGGAGGUGGGCUGUAAAGUGGUCAGCACAUGUGCCAGAAACUGUAGGCAUGCUAAAUCAGCUUGAAUAGAACAACCUAUAUGUAAUUAUCAGUAAGAUCAUUAGAAAGAUACUUGGUAUGGAUAUGGGGAGGAAUUGAUGUCAGCUGUUAUCAUCUAGCCUAAUGGGAUUGUGGGUUAAACCUGUCUUUGUGGGCUGAAGUAGUGGUAUGCUAAAUUUGUUGUUCUAAAAUAAUUUCUGCUCAGAGAGACGAAAUGUGUGCAGAGCUGGUGGCACCAAAACACUACUUGGUUUUCUGAGAGGCUCCAUUUGAUUACCAUCAUAUAACAUAAUAGUGGCAUAAAAUGCAGAUGCGUCUUUCUGAUUUGCUACUUCUCCAACACAUUCUAACUAUAGCUCUACAGCAUCGCAGUCACCAGUUGCAUUUGUCAGCCUUGGAAAUGUCAUUUUGCUGUCAUCACUCAGUGAAUGAAGAAAAGAAGGAUUAGUCCAUAAAAUGCUGCCAGCACACUGACAAGUUCUUUUUGUGUUCAUUGAAAUAAAGCCACAUUAAUUUUUAUCAGA
Messenger RNA from Oreochromis aureus, 3846 nucleotides. Its product is annotated as UDP-glucuronosyltransferase 2C1-like. The record is from RefSeq and is a predicted model, not a curated record. Gene Ontology annotation, molecular function: UDP-glycosyltransferase activity. The transcript has 3 exons. Lineage: Eukaryota; Metazoa; Chordata; Actinopteri; Cichliformes; Cichlidae. The coding region runs from base 233 to 1918 and encodes 561 amino acids.